Molecule: messenger RNA, 862 nt
Organism: Drosophila elegans
Lineage: Eukaryota; Metazoa; Arthropoda; Insecta; Diptera; Drosophilidae
Product: probable chitinase 10
Exons: 2
Coding region: 24-848 (274 amino acids)
Cellular component (GO): extracellular region
Molecular function (GO): chitin binding
Source: RefSeq, a predicted model, not a curated record
UUUACUGGAGUCUGACACAAAAGAUGAUGCUUGAUACGGGUUUAUAUUUAACGAUAAGCUGUGUGCUUAUCUCGGCUCAGCGAAACAUGAAGCUAUCGAAGCCCACAAAUUCGGUGACCAUACGACAGAGUGGAGGAAGCUUUUGUGCCAAUCACUUGGCUGGUGACUUUGUGGAGCAUGCGGAGGACUGUCACAUGUUCUACCUGUGCGUGGAGAACGGAGAUGCAGUGCUGGCCUCCUGUCCCCCAACAAUGCUCUUCAACUCGGAAAGCCGACUUUGCGAUUCGGCGGGAAAUGUGAGGUGUAGAAAUGGCACGGAUAACAGCAUGGAAAAUACUCCUUCUGAAGGUGCGGAAGGUGACCUCAACAACAUGGUCACCGAUGCGGCCACCUAUUGUGCUACGUUGAUGGAACAGCAGUCGAGCGAUCGGAUCGUUUCUGUUGGAAGUUCCAGCAGUUGCAGCAAAUACUACAUUUGCUACUAUGGACAGGCGAUAUUGCAGGAGUGCAGCUCCCAAUUGCACUGGAAUGCAGUCACUGGCAAUUGCGAUCUUCCGGAACGGGCACAAUGCACUCUGGGCGCUCCGGAAGAUGUGCCCUCCACUGGGAACUCCAAUUUCCAGUCCGGUGGUUCCAUUUCAAGCGAUCUCAUCCACUGUCCGGCCUACGGACAACACUUGUAUCCGCACAUGCAGCGCUGCGAGUUCUUCAUCUAUUGCGUGAAGGGGCACGCCAGUCUGCAGCAAUGUCCCUUCUACUAUUUCUUCGACAUUGCCACCAAAAGUUGCCAAUGGUCGCGAACGGCUCUGUGUGUGCGAGAUUUGAACUUGGGAGCACUAAUAAAAUAGAAUAUAUAUACUUU